Molecule: messenger RNA, 3288 nt
Organism: Eutrema salsugineum
Lineage: Eukaryota; Viridiplantae; Streptophyta; Magnoliopsida; Brassicales; Brassicaceae
Product: increased DNA methylation 1
Exons: 7
Coding region: 340-3177 (945 amino acids)
Biological process (GO): negative regulation of DNA-templated transcription
Molecular function (GO): transcription corepressor activity
Source: RefSeq, a predicted model, not a curated record
UUUGCACCGCUCCGUUGCGCCCCCUCUCCUUCCUCUCUCUAGCGGCGGAGUUACAUUGUCGGCGGCAGAGGAAACCGGCGACAGUGGAAUCUCGAAGCUAACAAGCUCGCUGCGUUCGAUUCUUAAGCAUCUUUCACCGAUACAUUCAUUUCUCCUGUUUUUUGGAUAGGAUCGGGACUUAAUCUUUUCUCACCCCGGAUCCGGUGAUUUGGGGUGCUAAUUGAUGUUUAUCGAGUAUCCGUUUUAUCGAUUCAGGUUAUUUUUAUUGAUUUGGUAUCAGAUUUGUAAACGGGAUUAGAGUUAAAGGUGCUUACUUUCGGAUUUGCGUAGUGAUCGUUUAUGGAACGGGGUGGUGGGUCGGGUGAGCGGUCACGGAUUGUUGCGAAGACUCCCCGGAGCUCUUCGAGUUGCUUGAGAUCAAAGGAAAAGAGCGAUGGGCUUGGCUGGACUGUAUCUUCUAGUGGAACGAGGCGGAAUUUUCAGAAGAAGAGAUCCAAAGUAGUUGUUAGUGAUUCUGAAUCAAGUGAUGAGUUUAUGAAACCUCCACCUAAAAGCGUUGACCGCAAAACCCUUGGAUCUAAAGGUAGCUCGAAAGAGAGCUUUGCUCGGAAGAAGGAUGGGGCUGAGCAUGGUGGAAAUGGGUUUGUGAGGAAGAACAAAGAGGCAUCAGGCAGUUUGUUGAAGAUGAACAAGUUAGAUGUUUAUGAGUUUGACGAAUACGAUGGGUUUGAUAGUCCAAAUUUGAUGAGGAAACGUUUUGAUAAUGGUAGUGUUGGUGUUAGCGGAAGAAGCUCUUUUGCACCCAGAAGAGUUGUUAGGGAAGGGUCUGGAUCAGGCAGGGAUGGUGUAUUUGUUAGGAGAAAAAAACCGUGCGUAAAUGGCGCAAGUAGUAUGAGUUCACAGGAGAAGUUGAUUAGUGAAUCUGAUUCUGAUGAACCAAUAAGGGUGCAAGGGAGAAACGGUGUUCUGAAGGUGAAGGUAAACAAUACCAAAUCAAACUUUAAGAAAUCAAAUAAUAUAGACAUUGAUUCAGAGUCAGAAGAGAGCGACGUGUCGAGGAAAUCGAAAAGGAGGAGACCGGUAUGCCAGAAAUCCAAGAAGGAAAUCAAUAUCAAAUCGAAACCAACCUGUUCUGAACCGAUGAAACCUGAUGUGAGGGAAGAAAGAAGAGGACGGCGUGGUGGUGGAACAGAGAAGCAAAGAUUACGUGAGCGAAUUAAGGGAAUGCUUACUGAUGCAGGAUGGACGAUAGACUAUAGACCUAGGAGGAAUCAAAGUUACCUGGAUGCUGUAUAUGUAAACCCCUCAGGAACAGCAUAUUGGUCAAUAAUAAAAGCGUAUGAUGCACUUCUGAAGCAGUUAAAGGACGAAGAAAUUGAUGCUAUUUCUAGGAAGGAUUCUGCUGCAGUUGCCUUAGUAUCAGAGGAUAUUGUGAAUAAUUUAGCAAGGAAGGUGAAGAAGACACGGGCUGAGAUGUUCAAGAAAUGGAAAAAGGAUUCCAGUUGUAGCGAGGAUGAAUUGGAAAGUAAUGGAGAUGAAGGAGUGGACAGUGAUACCCGUGAAGAGAGGAUGGGUUCAUUCGUAAAGCUGACUGGGAAAUCGAAAAAAAGAGCGCGAGAUGAAUUACACUCGAAAAGUAAAAGAUUGCCGUACUACAAUGAUGCAAGGCCAUCCUCUGGGUCAGAUUCACAUUACUUACAUGGAAGAAAAAGCAAAAAAAUUGUAAGAUGUACUUUGAAGGUGCGUAGUUCUGAGGAUAAAAAGAACCCAGCGAUCGACGGGUUCAAUCCAUACUCUGGAAAAAGGACAUUGCUCUCUUGGUUGAUUGAAUGUGGAGUUGUCCAACCAAGAGAAAAAGUGCAAUACAUGAACCAUCAAUGUACAAAGGUGAUGCUGGAGGGAUGGAUAACAAGAGCGGGGAUUCAUUGUGUUUGCUGCAGUAAAAUCCUCACACUUUCCAGGUUUGAGAUCCAUGCUGGGAGCAAGUCAUGUCAGCCUUUCCAAAAUAUUUACUUGGAAUCUGGCAGCUCUCUUCUUCAUUGCCAAAUCAGAGCGUGGAACAUGCAAAAAGAUGCUGAGAAUCUUGGUUUCCAUCACGUGGACACUGAUGGUGAUGAUCCAAAUGAUGAUACCUGUGGUAUUUGUGGCGAUGGUGGAGAUUUGAUUUGCUGUGAUGGUUGCCCAUCAACAUACCAUCAAACCUGCCUAGGUAUGGAGGUGCUUCCUCUGGGUGAUUGGCACUGUCCAAAUUGCACAUGCAAGUUUUGUGAUGCUGCCGUGGAUUCUAGUGGCGAGGAAGAAAAUCAGUUAUCAUUACUUUCAUGCAACAUGUGUGAGAGAAGAUAUCACCAAUCAUGCAUGAGUAAGCUGGAAGCUCAGAGUGUUCAAUCUUUUGGUUCAGCUUCUUUGUUUUGUGGGCCCAAGUGUGUAGAGCUCUUCAAAAAGUUACAGAAGUAUCUUGGUGUCAAAAAUGAAAUCGAAGGCGGCUACUCAUGGUCUCUUAUACAUAGGGUGGAUACUGAUUCAAAUUCAAACGCUCAGUUGUCGGCACAAAGGAUUGAAAAUAAUUCAAAGCUAGCCGUCGGUCUGUCUAUCAUGGAUGAAUGUUUUUUGCCCAUAAUUGACAGAAGAAGUGGGAUAAAUCUAAUUCGCAAUGUGCUUUACAAUUGCGGAUCCAAUUUCAACCGGAUAAAUUACACUGGCUUCUACACUGCUAUCCUAGAGAGAGGAGAUGAAAUUAUAUCCGCGGCAUCUCUCAGGUUCCAUGGAAUGCAACUGGCGGAGAUGCCAUUUAUCGGAACGAGGCAUAUAUAUAGGCGUCAAGGAAUGUGUCGUCGGCUUUUUGAUGCAAUUGAAUCGGCCAUGCGUUCCCUCAAGGUUGAGAAAUUGGUAAUCCCUGCAAUUCCAGACUUCUUGCAUGCGUGGACUGGUAAUUUUGGAUUCAGUCCUCUUGAUGAUUCAGUAAGGAAAGAGAUGAGGUCCCUCAACACAUUGGUGUUCCCUGGAAUAGACAUGUUACAGAAACCACUGCUCCCUCAAGAAAACGUCAUAGCCGCUGCAGCUUCAGGUGACUAUGUUGUCGUACAUAAGGAUGCCAUGAAUUCGGAGAUAGACACAGAAAAUAAAUUAUUAUUUGCGUCUUCUGCCCAAACACUCUCGCCUAUGGGUCUUUGUUAAUAUAUAUUUUUUUCUGAUAUAUUUUGAAAUUGAAAUUUAGUUAUAUUGAUAAAUUUAUUCCAAACUAUUAGACAUAAAUCCAAUAAAACAUAUUUAAAAUACCCCUUGUUU